Spinacia oleracea (spinach) is the source of this 1955-nucleotide messenger RNA. RefSeq names its product protein ROH1-like. Bases 389 to 1579 code for a protein of 396 amino acids. The record is from RefSeq and is a predicted model, not a curated record. The transcript has a single exon. NCBI's taxonomy places the organism in Eukaryota, Viridiplantae, Streptophyta, Magnoliopsida, Caryophyllales, Amaranthaceae.
CAUAUAACUCCCACCCCCUCUGCCUUAGGGUUCUCUCAUCCACCCCACCCCCCCUUUCUUUCUCUCUCCUAAAUUCUCUUUGAUCUUUACAUCUUUUCCCACUUCCCCUUCAUUUUUCUUGUGAUUUUGAUGUUUUUUGUGCUUUCUGGGUAUAUAUCAAUCUCUCAAAAAAAAAACCCUAGAUUUCAUAAUUUUUAAAAUUUGACCUUUUCUUAUGCAAUAUUGUUAAUACCCAAAUCAAAAAUUUGUGGAAAUGCUGGUGAUAGAUUAGAUUUUGAUGAAGUUUUAGCAUCUGGGUACUUCAUAAAUUCUCCAGAAAUCUGAAAUUUGCGUGAUUUUGAAUUUUGAUACCCAAAUCAAAAAAAAUCGAGGGGUAUUUUUGUGAGAAAUGCCCGCAACAGAUUACCAAGGUUCAGGAAGUCCGUUGACGAAUUUCGGCCGUUCGAUUCUUAGCAUAAGGCGUGAUCAAAGUCAAUCUCAUACAACAACAAUGGAGGGUACACAUGACGCGACAAAUCAAGAAUACGAGCUGGAAACGUUUCAAAAACAGGUAGCUGAGCAGUUCAAUGAGCUAUCAUCAGCAGGUCCAGAUGAGCUACUUUCUCUCUCAUGGGUGCGUAAUUUGUUGGAUGUUUUCAUUUGUUGUCAAGAAGAAUUUCGUAUUGUGUUAUUUAAUAACAAGGGUUAUUUAAAUAGGCCACCUAUGGACCGUUUAAUUGGUGAAUUUUAUGAAAGGAGUGUGAAAGCUCUUGAUGUUUGUAAUGCGAUUAGGGAUGGGAUUGAACAGGUUAGACAAUGGGAAAAAUUAUUGGAAAUUGUUAUUUGUGCUCUUGAUAAUCAAAAGAGUUUAGGGGAGGGGCAAAUUCGCAGGGCGAAAAAGGCAUUGAUUGAUUUGUUGAUUGGGAUGUUGGAUGAGAAAGAAUCAAAUGCUGCUCUUGCUCAUAGGAAUAGGUCGUUUGGGAGGAAUAAUGGGAGUGGUAAGGGUGAUCAGCAGAAGAAUAUGGGUCAUUUUCGAUCAUUAUCGUGGAGUGUUUCAAGGUCUUGGUCUGCAUCAAGACAACUCCAAGCGAUGGGGAAUAACUUGAGUGCACCUAGAGCUAAUGAUGUUAUGGCUACUAAUGGACUUGCUGUUGCUGUUUACACUAUGAGUUGUGUAUUGUUGCUUGUAAUGUGGGCUUUGGUGGCAGCGAUUCCUUGCCAAGACCGCGGUUUGCAAACACAUUUUUCGAUCCCUAGACAGUUCGUUUGGGGACCUGCAGUUUCAUCAAUCCAUGAGAGGAUCUUUGAAGAGAGUAAGAAGAAGGAUAGAAAGAAUGCUUGUGGGUUGUUAAGAGAGAUUUAUCAAACCGAGAAAUGGACUCGUCAAAUGAAUGAAAUACUUGAUUCAUUGCAAUUUCCAUUAUCAGAGGAGAAGGAAGCUGAGGUUAGGCAACGAGUUGAGGAACUUAAAGAGGUAUUCUCUACUCUGAAAGAUGGGUUAUACCCCUUAGAGAGGCAAGUCAGGGAGGUGUUUCAUCGGAUUGUUAGGAGCCGCACUGAAGGUCUUGAUUCGUUGGGUCGUGGAGGCACUUCUGAAUGAUGUUCGAUAGUUGGAAUUACAUUGUCAGUUUUUGGUUUCUGAUUUCGGUUUAUGGUUAUGCAAAAAUCGAUAUCUGAUGCUGGUUUCGCUAAGAAAUAUUAUAUGGGAUUAGAAAAUGAAUUGUGCUUUUGUAUUUAUGAUUGUGAUCAGCAUCAAAUACAUUUGUGUAAAGAUAAGAUAAAAUUAUGGUGUUAAUGUUUGGAUCUUUCUUGGUCCAAUUCCAUUCCAUUCAGCUGUUGUUGCUGGUUUUCUGUAGUCUGUCAGGAAUCCAGAGUUUCAGACAGGGUUUUUGCUUCUGGGUUGUAGCUCAACAUUAUUCUUGACUAUUUUCUCCUUUUUAUUUAUUUAAAUACUGAGUAGUCUAUUUAGGAUUUCA